This is a messenger RNA of Panonychus citri (citrus red mite), 1749 nucleotides long. RefSeq lists its product as uncharacterized. Lineage: Eukaryota; Metazoa; Arthropoda; Arachnida; Trombidiformes; Tetranychidae. Gene Ontology annotation, biological process: transmembrane transport. The record is from RefSeq and is a predicted model, not a curated record. Gene Ontology annotation, cellular component: membrane. Gene Ontology annotation, molecular function: transmembrane transporter activity.
CGAUCAACAAUUAACUAAUAACAAUCAAUGUAAAAACUUGAAAAUAAAAAAAAGUUUCUCGUUCAACUUUUGUUUCAUCCAAAUUAUUUAUUUAUUUUUCCUAAAAUAGACAAUCAAUUGAUCACUAAUUGUAAUCAAUUAUGAGCCAAGAUUUUCCCAAAGAUUUGACCAAGGGUCAAGUGAUAAUUAAUUUCCUUAAAUUGUUGAAAUUUGACAUUUACCUGUUCCUCAAUGUCGCAAUUGUGAUGCAAGGAGUGACCAUCACACAAUUAGCAGAGGACAAGAUGUGUAUUAAUCAAUUACAUUUUCCAAAGGAAUAUUGUUUAACCUUAACAACUAAUCACAGUCACGAAUCAACAACUCAAUCAAUUCUGGUUCAUGCUAAUACCCUGAAGAAUUGGCAAACAGUGAUAGAAACAGUUCCAUCCACAAUUAUUGCUCUGUUCCUGAGUUAUUGGCUUCAGAAUUAUCCUCAUUAUCUGAAAACACUAAUCAUGGUUCCAUGUUUUGGUUACAUCAUUCAGAUUUUCAUCUUCUUAACAAAUGCCUUCUUUUUUAAAGUUCCUUCUUGGGCUAUAUUACUUGCUUAUGUUCCCUCUGGUCUCCUUGGUGGGAUAACUUUAUUGAUGAGUUCGUAUUCAACUUACGUUUCUUGGUCAACACCAACACGAUUCCUGAUCAUCAGAUUUGCUAUUUUUGAACUUGUCACCAAAAUCGGUGUAUUAACUGGUACUUAUGCUGGUGGUAAUAUACUUGCAAUGAAACCCUGGUUUCAUGAUCAACCCGAAAACUAUUUGGGAGUUUUAAUUGUUUCAUUAGGUUUGUUGGUCUUAUCAUUGAUUUUGGGCUUUUUCAUUCACCUGGAAGGUGUUCCCGAAACGGCCGCUCAUUUGGCAUCUAGAGGCCACAAAGAGAUAGCUAAAGAUGUAUUUCAAUUUUCGCGAUUCAAAGAAUUGGCUCAGCCAUUAGUCGUUAAAAGAACAGGUAAAAACAGGCUCAAAUUGAUUUUCCUCGUAAUCUCUGGAGUAAUUGUUUGGAUAACAUUGUCCGGCGAUGACGCAAUAGCCUUCCAAUUCACCCAACAGGUAUAUGGAUGGUCAGCAUCUAAGUACACAAAGUUGUCGACCUUCCUGAACGCCAUGCCCGCCGUGUUAACUGUAAUCGCUCCUCAAAUAUUUAAAAUGUUUAACCUUCACGAUGCGACAAUCGGGCUAAUCGGUAUACUCUCAUUGCUCUCAGCGAACGCGAUUAAAGGUGUAAUAACCAAUGAAAUCGGGUACGUGAUGUGCGUCCUUUCAGCUGGACUAUCUUCAUUGGCCAGUAUCGCCAAUCGAGCCUUAAUUAGUCAGAUAAUAGAUCCCGAGGAAACGGCCAAAGUAUUUGCAAUACUUGGAUCACUUAAUUCCUACAUGUCAAUUGCAGCCGCUUAUGCUUACACCAGUAUAUUUAGUGCAACAAUUAACACCCGUCCAGGGUUAAUUUAUAAUUUAGCGACAUUUUUGUUAAUCUUUCCAAUGGGCAAUUUUCUGGUCAACAAUAUAACAAUGAACCGAUCAAAAAGCAAAUCAACUCCAUCACCUCCCAAUCUGCCAACAAUUAGUCCCUCAUUAGAUAUAAGUGGUAAUCCAAUUGAAUUGGAUUCAAAGCCUAACCAUUCUGGUGAAACUCAGGUUGAAAUUGUUUCACCUUCCGUGUAAUUUAAAUUGUAAACAUUUAAUAAACUGAUUAACUAGUAAAACAAUCAACAAA